This is a messenger RNA of Drosophila takahashii, 4289 nucleotides long. It is a transcript of the gene glu, whose product is annotated as structural maintenance of chromosomes 4-like protein gluon. Gene Ontology annotation, molecular function: protein binding; ATP binding; ATP hydrolysis activity. The record is from RefSeq and is a predicted model, not a curated record. Gene Ontology annotation, cellular component: condensin complex; chromosome. NCBI's taxonomy places the organism in Eukaryota, Metazoa, Arthropoda, Insecta, Diptera, Drosophilidae. Gene Ontology annotation, biological process: mitotic chromosome condensation.
UCAAAUUUUUUACUUGGCGCGCCGGAAAAUAGAAUCCUUUUCAAUUUACGGCCUCGGCUUUGUUAAGUUUUCUCCUGGUUAAAUCCUGAAAAAGAAAAAUCGAGAUGCAGAAGGCGCGUCCCAGCAAGGGCACGCCGAAGGCGCUGGGCGGUGGACGCCAGAGCGGCCAGUUUCGGGUGCCGCAGCUAACCGCACAGCAGCAAAUGCGAGCGCAGCAACAGCAGGAGGAGGAGGACGCCGCCAUGGACGCCCUGGACGAUGCGCUGAUCUUCGACGACGAGGAGGGCGGCACCAGGAUUGGCGACAUCUACAUACCGCCGCCGGUGCCGCCGCACUGCUCCAUGGAGAGCACCGGGCCGCGUCUGAUAAUCGCCAAGAUUGUUAACCACAAUUUCAAGAGCUACGCCGGCAAAGUGGAACUGGGGCCGUUCCAUCAGAGUUUCACCGCUAUUAUCGGGCCAAAUGGCAGUGGCAAGAGCAACGUCAUCGACUCCAUGAUGUUCGUCUUCGGCUGCCGCGCCAAUCGCAUCCGCUGCAAGCGCGUCUCCACCUUGAUUCACUCCUCCUCGGCGUACCCGAAUAUUCGCAGCUGCUCGGUGGCCGUGCACUUCAAGCAGAUCGUGGACAAGGGCGACGGUAGCUGCGAGGAUGUGCCGGACUCGAGCAUUGUCAUCGAACGCACAGCCAUGUCGGAUAACUCUUCCUACUAUCAGAUCAACGACAAGCGGGCCCAGUUGAAGGAUGUGGCCAAGCUGCUGAAGAAACAUCAUGUGGAUCUCGAGCACAACCGUUUCCUCAUCCUGCAGGGCGAGGUGGAGUCGAUUGCCAUGAUGAAGCCCAAGGGGCAGACGGAAAACGAGACGGGCAUGCUGGAAUAUCUGGAGGAUAUUGUGGGUACGCAGCGCUACAUUCGCCCGCUGCAGCAGAUCAACCAGAGGGUCGAUCAGCUAACCGACGAUCGUACCGAGAAGCACAACCGCUGCAAGCUGGCCGAGCGCGAAAUGAAAGACCUCGAGCAGCCGUUCAACGAGGCCGUCGACUAUCUGAAGAAGGAGAACGAGCUGGUGCGCACCAAGUCCUUUCACAUCCAGAAGAUUGUGAGCAUUAAGAAGAGCAAGCUGGAGCAGUACACCCAGGAGCACGACGUCUGCGUGGAGGAGCUGAAAACCCACGACGAGGGCACGGCUGCUUUAAAACAGGAACGAGCUGAGAAGGAGACAAUCAUCAGGAAGGAAAUUGAAGCCUACGAAAAUCUAGUAAAGAAGCGCGAGCAAAUCAAGAAAAGGCUGGUGACCAUCGAGAGUGCCCACACCGAGAUCCAGAGCACCAUGGAGAACACGAACAAGCAGCGCAAGAAGGACAAGGCGCAGAUAGAGAAGAACGAGAAGGAGCUGGAGGAUCUGCACAAGUUGCCCGAGAAAAAUCAGCGCGAAAUCGAAGAUUGUAACAAGAAACUGGAGAGCCUGGAGAAGAGCAAGGUUACUUUAAGUGAGGAACUUGAAAAGCAGCAGGCCGAGUUGUCGGAAACCACGGCACCGCUGACCGAGAAGCGUCUGAAGCUCAGUGACGAGUUGGUCGGGCUCAAGGAGAAGGUGAACGCGGCCAAGGGAGAGCUGCAGGUGUACGAGUCGCAGCUGAAGAUCCUCAAGCAGGCAGAGACCACCGAGUCCAGGAAGUACGAGACCCUGAAGAGCUCCUACGAGCAGUCGCAGAAUAGUCUGGAGGAAAAGAAGGGCAGGGUGGAGGAGUUGAAGGAAAGCAUUCCACGCAUGAAGAGCGAAAUAGCCAACAAAACGGCGGAGGUAGAUAAAAUGGUCAAGGAGGAGCGUAAUCUAUCCAUGCAGUGCAACAAGCUCAGAACAGAGAUCAACGAAAGAUCGAGCGUCAUGCAGGCUCAGCGCUCCAAUAACAAAGUCCUGGACUUUCUCAUGCGCAUGAAGAUGGAGGGAAAGAUCCCGGGGAUUCUGGGACGCCUGGGCGAUUUGGGUGGCAUCGAUGCCAAGUACGAUGUGGCCAUUUCGACGGCCUGUGGCCGCUUGGACAAUAUUGUGGCAGAGAACUAUGAUGCUGCAUCGGCAGCUAUUAAAGCCCUCAAGGAUUACAACGUGGGCAGGGCCACCUUCAUAACCUUGGACAAGAUCGAGCACCUUCGUCGCGAGGCCAACUCUAGGAUUAAUACACCCGAAAACGUUCCCCGCUUGUACGAUCUGGUUCGGGUUGAGGAUGACCGCGUGCGAACCGCUUUUUUCGCCCUGCGCAACACUCUAGUGGGCGACGACCUGGAGCAGGGCACGCGCAUUGCCUACGGCAGGGAGCGCUUCCGAGUGGUUACCCUACGCGGUGAGAUGAUCGAAAUGACGGGCACCAUGUCCGGUGGCGGCAAUCGCCCGAUACGCGGUAAAAUGGCCGCCCAAGUGCGCACCAAGACGGCCGAAUCGGCUGACAGCUCGCAGAUGUCGCAAAAGGCCCUGGAAGAUAUGCAGAUUCAGGCGGAGGAGCUGCAGACGAGGGUCAACUACUGUCAGGAGCAGCAGGGCAGUCUGGAGCGCGAGAUUCAAACUUUGAGAGCAAGCCAGCAGCGUGAGGAGGCGGAGUACAAGCGGCUGGCGGUGAGCAUUACCUCGCUGGAGCAGCAGAUGGCCAGCAACCUGAAGCAGUGCGAGGCGCAGCGCCAGCGGAUGCUCAAGAAGACCACGGACGAGGGGGCAGUCAAGGAGCGUGAAGAGCAAAUAGAAGCAGCCAAGCAAGAGCUGGAGCAAGCACAAUUCGCCGAACAGGCGGUCUCCAGCCAAAUCGACGAGAUCCAGACUCAGUACGAGACCCUGAGAAACGAAAACGUCAAGCCCGUGGAGGCCAAGAUCAAGAAGGUGGGCACUCAGAUCGAGAAGCUGGCCGCCAAUGUGCGCUCCUUGAAUGUGGCCCUCGCCUCGGCUGAUCGCAACAUUCAAAAGAUCACGGGAAACAAUAAUAAUCUUCGUGAGAACAUAAAGGCAGCGGAGGAGAAACUUAAAUCUCUGAACGAGGAUCGCCAGAAGUGUCAGGAAAAACAGGAGACGCUGGAAAAGGAAGCGGAGGAGGCGGAAGCCGCCAUAGAGGGUGCCAAAUCGCAGUCUUCUGACAUAAAAAAACAAAUAGAUGAGAUUACCAAGCAGGAGAACAAAAGAAAUAUCGAUCGUGUCGAGAUAGAUACCAAAUUACAAGCGGCUGCGGGAAAGAUGAAUAAGGUGAAGCAGGAAAUUCCCGCUUGGCAGGCGCAACUGCAGCCCUUGAAGCUCAACGAGAUUCCCGGAGAAUCCGAACCUCAGGCGCCGCUCAAGGAACUCAAUGAAGAAGAGUUGGAAGCAGAGACGCUGGAGGCUUUGCAGUACAAGCAAACUAUGCUGGAGGAGGAUCUGAAAACGAAGAAGCCCAAUCUCGGUUGCAUCAAGGAGUUCAACGAGAAGCGCAUAGUCUAUCUGGAUCGCGUGCGUGUCCUGGAGGACAUCACCUCCAAGCGAAACGAGAUGCGCGACAAGUACGAGGAGGUGCGAAAGCGUCGCUACAAGGAGUUCAUGGAUGGGUUCAGCAUUAUAACGCGGAAGCUCAAGGAAAUGUACCAGAUGAUUACUUUGGGUGGCGAUGCCGAGUUGGAGCUGGUGGACUCCAUGGAUCCCUUCACCGAGGGCGUCAACUUCACGGUGCGUCCGCCCAAGAAGAGCUGGAAAUACAUCUCGAAUCUCUCGGGCGGUGAGAAGACUCUAUCCUCGCUGGCUUUAGUUUUUGCUCUGCAUUACUACAAGCCUUCUCCGCUGUAUUUCAUGGAUGAAAUCGAUGCGGCGCUGGAUUUCAAGAAUGUGUCUAUUGUGGGGCACUAUAUAAAGGAGCGUACAAAGAACGCCCAGUUCAUAAUUGUUUCACUGCGCGUCAACAUGUUCGAGUUGGCCAACUAUCUGGUGGGCAUAUACAAGGUCAGCGACUGCACAGAAUCCAUCACCUUGCUGAACCAUCCGCCUACGCUGCCCACGCAGCAGCCCACGAUCGCCAACAGUCAGUUUGUGGGUGACACUAUCGAACAGGAACAGGAUGUUACCUUGGAACCCGAUGAGAACCAAACACAGGAUACUCAAGCCAGGCCUUCAGAGCAGAUUAAUCAGCUGGGCGGAAGGGAGACCACCUUUGCCCCGCCCUUGGAAAGCACAGUAAGAGAUACCAUACUUGCUCAAGCAAGCGAGCAAAACGCUGCAGGGCGUAUUAUUCCGGACGUUUCCUUGGACAGUCCUCCCUGUUCCCCACCUCUGGGCAAUGUUUAA